Molecule: messenger RNA, 1455 nt
Organism: Klebsormidium nitens
Lineage: Eukaryota; Viridiplantae; Streptophyta; Klebsormidiophyceae; Klebsormidiales; Klebsormidiaceae
Source: the annotation of a GenBank genome assembly
AUGGAAGCCGUAGACGCACAGAGGCUUCAGCAGCUGGGGGAAGUACACAGCGUGGAGGCUGGUGACACCGUGCACCUGACCUUUGGUUUUCGCUCCGACUUGACACAGUACAGUGACAGGGUGAUCCGAGUGCACGUCGUUCAAGAGGAAGCUUCAGAAGAAGGGGAACUUCAGCGAGCCAGAUGCUGUCGUAUAAACAGCAUAGAUCAUGCAGGUUCCAGAACAAGACCUAGUUCGGCUUCGGUGGAGAACGAGCAAUUUGUCGACCUGGAAAUGCAGUCAGGAGAAGGCAGAGCGGAGGGAUCCAGCAGACACGCAUGGUCAUACGACAUUCCUGUCAACAGCUUGAUGGUAGCUGGAAUCUCCCAAUGCUUUAGAACGAUGCUGACGUCCGGCCUUCACGAGAGCAAGUCAAAGGAGGAACCAGUCGAGGUGACGCUCUCGCCACAAGAGGCGCACUACUUCGAUAUCCUCAUCCACUUUGCGUACACUCACCGGAUUCCGCAGGAAGUCUGGGCGGACAAGGAGGCGCUCUGCUGGCUGCUCACGGUCGCAGACCGCUUCGAGGCGCCGGCGUGCAUUCACAAAUGCGUCAAGGCGCUGACGUCAUCUCCAACAACCCUGAACGACGCCAUCAUGUAUCUCAACCUCCCAGAAACAGUGAAACGGCACAAGGCGCUGCGGGUGUUGAUGGACGCCGUUUCUGAAUUGACGGGCUGGUCGUUCGAGGAGGUGGCCGCUUGCGAGAGCAUUCUCACACUGGAAGAAUCCAGCUUGACGUGCCUUGUCAGUCGUCUUCGAGACUCGGACGAAAAUGUGGAAACGCUAUUUAGCCUCAUCCUACAAUGGUUCCGUUUCGGAGGGCAGGAGCGUUGGGGCGCACUUGAAAAGCUGCUCUCUCUGCUCGGCUUCUGGCGAAUGAACAUCUCUUUUCUUAGAAACGAAGUAGAAAGCUGCCCUGAGCUAGGGUUAGAAGAAGGGCGGGCCUUGGUAGAAAAAGUGAAGGCAUUGAAAGAUCCUAGGGAGGUUCAAGUUGAAGCGGCGGGCGCGUGCCAAGCGGCGCCGGCGGGUCCUCAAGCCGCGGCAGUUGUUGUCGCGGGUGCGCCCGCGGUCGCGCCUGCCGCGCCAGUUGGUUUAGAUAAUGGAGAAAAGAUCUUGAUAGGGUUGAUGUGCCUGGGGGCUCUUGUAGGAUUCGUGUUGCCGUUCGUGUUUUUGAUAAAGGCUUUCCAGCAAGGGGAUAAGACAAUUGGGUGGGUUUUGCUUGCUUUGACCACAACGGGAGUGCUGCCGUACGCGGGUUGGGUCGUAGGGGCUUUGAUUGGAAAAUCAGCGGUGGACAAGCCCCAACCGUCGCUCUCGUCCAGCCUCGCGCAAGCGCUGAGACCCAUGGCGGAAACGAAAGGACAAUUGAUCUGCCUGAACACGUCAAGAGAAGAAGAACAGAGGAGUAGAUAG